This is a messenger RNA of Alternaria infectoria, 417 nucleotides long. RefSeq lists its product as uncharacterized. The record is from RefSeq and is a predicted model, not a curated record. Lineage: Eukaryota; Fungi; Ascomycota; Dothideomycetes; Pleosporales; Pleosporaceae. Bases 1 to 417 code for a protein of 138 amino acids. The transcript has 2 exons.
AUGGCAAUCAGUCUCGCCCGUUUCAUCGUCUACAACAUGGACUACGACAUCGCCGACGCCGAUGGCAACCUUUGGUGCACGGCCGAAAUGUGCACAGCCGUCAUCGUCGUCUCGCUCCCGUCCUUAAAGGCACUCAUCAUCAAACCCACACCCGCUACCUCAUCCAACCGCAGCAACUCCGGCUAUCUGCAAGCUGGCUCCGGCAAAACCAUUGGUAGCAAAGGUAUCAACUUCAACGGGCACAGCUCGAAUAUUCAGGGCGGCACUAUGGAUGAUGAAAUGGAGUUGACUUUUCUGGACCGGAAAGCCAGCCCUACACCAACUGGAACCACUGAUGGGUCACGCUUACAAGAUGGGAAAGACAAUGUGAUGGUGACUACGGAUUUCGAGGUCACUAGUACGAGGAAUGUGUUUUAG